AUGAAUGGAGUGCCACCAGAGCUCGUCCCGCUGCUUGCCGUGUGGGCGAGCUGCCUCUACAUGCCGUUUGCUGUCGCACUCUACGUUUACUUUAAGCGCCACCCGAGUCUGCGCCACCGGAUGCCGACGGGCACGGCAAUCGCCGGCGCUUGCGCGACAGUCUUUUGCCUCACCCAGCCGCUCUGCGUCCUCUACGGUGCCGAGAUGGACUGCGGGCUCGCGCUCGUCGUCCUUCAAGUGUCGUGUGCGACGUCGUCCUUUGCGCUAGUCUGGACGGCCUUUACCGUGCUCGUUCUGUACGGCAUCACCGAGAUCAUUGCAUCGCCGACCAGCGUGCCUCUCGAGCGCGCGGCUCUGUGGACCUCGUUCCGCGGCAUGAUCAUCCCGACGGUCCAGAUCCCAGUGGGGAUCUGUGCGAGCAUCACGUGGAAUUUGCCACAGAUUAUUCUGUUGACGCUGCACAGCGACGAGAUCGGGUCGCUCACCUACGCCGAGUGCGUGCAGUUGCCGCUGCAUACAACGCAGUCGGUUGUCCAGAUUGUCCAAGCACUCGUGCUCGUCCUGACCUUUUUAUACGUGGCGUACCAGCUACGCUCAACGCUCGACACGUUUCGGCUACGGCGGUGCUUUACGCGCACGAGUCUCUACAUGCUGCUGCUUGGAGUCUUCGCGGUUAUCGACGUCCUCAUCGAGACGGUCGUGUCGCUCGCAGCCUAUCAUAUUACCGAGCUGCUGUGGACGCUUGCGCUUCAGGGGGUCGUCAUCUUUAACAUUUUACUCCCGCUCAUCGGCGCGUUCCGUGGGCGGCACCAAGUCCAGCGCAUCCGAGGCAGCGUCUCGCCACAAGUCAAUCUGGACACGUACUUGCAGAUCGCCGAGUGCUUCGACAACUUUCUCGAUUACUGCAACGAGGCCCAAGACAGCACAGGCAUCGCGAUGCUCCAGGCGUGGCAAGCUUGCGUCGCCUUCCACCACGCCGCGUCGCCGUACAAUGUGGUUGAAUUCUACCAACUCUUUGUCGCGAGCGGUGGCGCGGGCUCGAUUCACGCUGUCCUGGACGACGAGAUGCGGCGCAUGUACGCCAAGCGCGUGCAGCACUUGAAGAAGAAGACGCUUUUGACGCCCCGCGCGAUCAAGGUCGUGCCCUUAGCUUCCAGCGGCGACAUUCAUUUUUACCAGCCGCUGCGCCAUGAGCUGAUCAACAAGCUCGUCACGUGCCAGUUGCGCGGCUACGAAAAGCACGAGCUCGGAAAGGACUGGCUCGCGUUCCAUACGCGCCGCCGGUCGAUCCAUAGCCUCGAGUACGUCCAGCGCGUCGCAACGCGAUCCAUCUUGGACACGGACACUGGGAAUUCAAAAAGUCCGAGCAAACAGCUCCAGCCAACGCCAUCGAUGCUGCUCUCGUCGCUGGCCGCAUCGAGCAACCCGCUUCCCAACCUCGAGACCCAAAGCGUACAACACGACGACUACUGUAUCCUCUUCUGGAUCCUCACGGCCAAGUGUCUAGAGUUUCCAGCGAAAACGACUCCUCAAGGUCAUGUCCGACACGUCGUUUCAUGCCAAGCGCGGCGGCGGUCGCGCCUUUGA
Molecule: messenger RNA, 1587 nt
Organism: Saprolegnia parasitica CBS 223.65
Lineage: Eukaryota; Oomycota; Saprolegniomycetes; Saprolegniales; Saprolegniaceae
Exons: 5
Coding region: 1-1587 (528 amino acids)
Source: RefSeq, a predicted model, not a curated record